AUUACCAGUGUUUCUGUGUAUGGCAAACUCUAAGUAAGGUUGUGUUUUAAUGUCUUAAGGUUUCUUAUGCUAUUCUGGCAUUGGUUUUACUUUUGUCGUUUAAGGAGAGUUUGGUUGGGGUUUUUUGUUUGGGGCGUUUUUUGCUUCCUAUGCAUGCUUUCAGUCUUGGCAGUCUAUGCAGCGUCCCAGUAUUUUUGGAUCAUACAGUCUGUGUAGUUCCCAAAUCUUUAUAUUGGAUGUGCUUCAACAUUUUGGCUUGGUAUCUGAAAUCUGCCUUACACAGAUGAUAUUUACACGUGUUUCUCUGUGUUGGGAAAUGAGUGUUCUACCUUGUGUCACUGGACUCAGGACCUACUGUCACUCUGUGAUUGCUGAUCCAUGCUUGACUGCCUCAAGGGGUCCUGGCAAGAUGGCAUCUUCCAGACUUCCCAUCCUUCUAGCAUUGGCAUUUUCCUCUUUGUCCUUUGUUCUUUCCCAUUUGAACAGGGAGAUGUGGUUUCAGGAUUUCUUUCCACCUAACGUGUGCCCUAUAAAUGCCAAAGCCAACACUUUUUACGGCAUAAUGUUUGACGCAGGAAGCACUGGAACCCGGAUUCACAUUUACACCUUUGUGCAGAAGAGCCCAGAAAACCUUCCAGAGUUGGAAGGGGAAAUCUUUGAGUCUGUGAAGCCAGGUCUUUCUGCAUAUGCUGAUCAGCCUGAAAAGGGUGCUGAAACUGUCAGAAGAUUGCUGGACAUGGCCAUAGAUGCUGUGCCACCUUAUCUCUGGAAGAAGACCCCAGUAGUGUUAAAAGCCACAGCUGGACUGCGCUUGCUGUCGGAGGAGAAAGCUCAGGCUCUGCUUUUAGAGGUGAGAGAAGUCUUUGAGGAAUCGCCAUUUCUUGUUACAGAGGACAGCGUUAGCAUCAUGGAUGGGUCUUAUGAAGGAAUUUUAGCCUGGAUCACUGUGAACUUUUUGACAGGGCAGCUGUCUGGCCAGAACCAGCAUACUGUUGGGACUCUGGACUUGGGAGGAGCCUCAACCCAAAUCACAUUCCUGCCACGGUUUGAGGAAACUUUGAAGGAAACCCCUGGGGAUUUUCUUACCUCAUUUGAAAUGUUUAAUAGCACCUACAAGCUCUAUACCCACAGCUAUUUGGGGUUUGGACUAAAAGCUGCCAGACUAGCAACACUUGGAGCUUUGAAUAUGGAAGCUGUGGAUGGACAAAUGUUCCGCAGUUCUUGUUUGCCAAAGCAGCUGGAGGCAGAGUGGCACUUCGGGGGAGUGAAAUACCAGUAUGGUGGCAUCAAAGAAGGAGAAACAGGAUUCAAGCCUUGCUACUUGGAAGUACUCAAGGUUGUCAAAGGGAAACUGCACCAACCAGAUGAGAUUCGUGGAAGUUCCUUCUAUGCUUUCUCCUAUUACUAUGAUCGCGCAGUUGACACCAACCUAAUUGAUUGUGAACAGGGAGGUAUUCUGGAAGUGAAAGAUUUUGAAAGAAAAGCCAAAGAAGUCUGUGAUAACAUGGAGAGGUACAACUCAGCCAGUCCUUUCCUCUGCAUGGAUCUCACUUAUAUCACUGCUUUACUAAAGGAAGGUUUUGGAUUUAGGGACAACACGCUCCUACAGUUAACAAAGAAAGUGAACAACAUAGAGACAAGCUGGACUUUGGGUGCUACCUUUCACCUACUGCAGUCUCUGGGGAUAACCUAUUGAGCUGUGACAUUCCUGUGGACUUCAGCAUUUCUGAAAGGCUGAGAAGGCAAUUGAAAUCUCCAGGUAUGUUGUUCAGCUGGAGUUGGUCACAGAGCAGAACAUGGACCAAAGCUACAGAACAGAUCUUCACCCCAGACUGGCAUCGUGCAUAAUGAGAGUUGCCACAGUAUGUCUUAUAAUUGUGAUUGCCAUAAAUGAUCCAGAAGCUGCCUUCUGAAAGUCAAAAGGCCUAAACUUCAGCAGAGUAUCUGCAAGGGGCUCAAAGCCAGCUUUCACCAGCACGUUUGGAUAGCAUCCCAUCGCUAGAAGCACAGAGAGUGGUAGACUGUUACAGACAUGUGAUUUCCCCUCCCCCUUUUAUUUUAAACAUCCAUAACUUAGGUUUGCUUGUGAGAUGUUAAAUACAGAAAUUAAAGAUGGCAUCAACAGUCAUUCAGAGAAAAGUGAACAACUCUGGAUGCUGCCAGCCUCAGCGUUCCAAGUACCUGGCUGUUAGUUUAGCUAAUACAUUGCAAGACGACUCCAGUCUUUCAAGAAGGGGCCUGCUAUAAGCGUGCUUUGGGCAUGGUUUUGGGAAAGGUGUUGGCUAAAACAUAGGUUGUAACUUACCAAGCAUUUCUUUAGGCAGCAGUCGUUUCCUAAGCAGAAUGUGUGCCUGACUGUGUUCCUUUUUGCUGCCCUUUACAAAUCUGUGCAGCUAUACUGUACAUCUGGCUACCAGACCUGAUAACUUGAUGCAUUUAGCAUGUAGCCGUAACACGUGGUUGUGCUGGCACAACUAGACAGCAGUGCCAGCUAUUUAAACUCCACUGCCAAAAGAAAUGUUUGUCAUGUUACACCCACAAGGAAAUGAAGGGUGCAGUCAGAUGAAAUGGCUGAUCUGAUAUCUCACUUUGCCGUGAGAGGCGGUUCUGUUUCUCCGCUCUCAGCAAGGCACUCCCACAGCCUUCCUUCCUCUGAUGCUGGUGCUCCUCAGGUUCUUUGGUGAACCAAUUCACGACACCAAACUUGAGUUAAAUUGGCUCACUGAAGAGUCAAGUCUAGUGCUAGCACAAGGGAAAUAGGCCUUGCACAACCCAGAGAGACCUGCUGGGCCAGUGAGCCGUUAGAACACCACAGCCCAUUUUGUUGAGUGAGCUCUAAGGUGUGGUUUCCCAUCUGAAAGUUUGGGCUUAUCGCUUCGUGUGCUCUCCUCAGGAACCUCCUCUGAAUGCAGAGCUGUGGUGAAACAAGUUGGUUUUUCAGUUAAUAGACAAAAAUAGGGAGAGCAUGGAAUUAGCAUCAGAAACAGAGGGAGAACAAGAGCAAAGUAGCUUUGCUUUCUUAUCCCUUGUUUGCUUAUCCCUUGUUCAUUUUAAAUUGUUUUAAACUUAAUUUCUCUUUAAUUUAAUAUAGUGGAGUUAGACCCAUAAAAUGGUGUGUGCAGCCCUGCAUUGCUCUGGAAUUGUUUUUAACAUAUAGAGCAGGGCUUUAGGAACAGUGCAUCCAAUGAAGGGGUUGCAGCUCUUUAGGAAGUCCAAAACUUCUGUCAGGAUAGCAUGAAGCUAUUCGAGUAACAGUUUAAAGUGAAUCUUGCCAUCUCUUUCACACCAAACACAUAGAAGCAGUGGAAGAUCAGUAUUUUAAAUAAAGCAUCUUGUCAGAUAGGCUAGAAAGCUGGGCUGUAGGAUCCUGAUUUUCUUGUUUAAUUGGCUGUAGAGAACAUCAAGAUUGCUCAAAUUCCUUGAGGCUCCAAGUGCAGACCUUGCAUUGUCCUAAACAGAAACAGCUGUAGAGACAACUUUUUCCAUCCCAUGAAAUAGCUGGCAGCUAGCUCAUCUGUUUGCUCCUAUUUAGCAAAAAAUUAGUAUCUUCUACUCACCAUGGAAUGUGUAACGUAAAGAUGAAUUUGCCCCAGUCAUAGGAACAGAGAGGUAUUACACACGUGACUAAGGGAAGCUUUUAUCCACUGAUCUCUUGCGAUGAACACUUUCCUGUCAGGCAUUUGCACUUACCUGUUUGCUGUAACACACCUUUCCCAAUUCUGUAAAACCAAAGACUGCCCUCACGCUACCUUCUCUGCAAACUGGAUUUGAAAAUAAUUGGCAAUUCCCAGCAAGGGGAGGAAGAAGCGUACUCAUGCCCUCGCUAAUCUUGCCAAGCAGUUUGGAGACUUAGAAAUUUGCCUUACUGUGAACAUUAGUCCACUUCCUCUAGUUAGCAGCGCAAGUUUGGCUGUGGCUGAUUAAGCUACCCCCUUCUCAUAACUCAGGUUUUAGAGCGCUAGGGUGCAAGGUGUGCCUUUGGUUGAACAAGUUCAGUCAGCAGCAGGAGUCCAAGGGUUGGGGAUGGAGCUACCCGUACUCGUCCCACCACUGACACCUUGCUGUAAAUUCAGGCUGUUUCUCUGAAAUAUGAAAUGCUCAUCCUACCUGUACUCCUCCUUACCAGAAUCUGUUUUGAGAUCCAUGUUGGGAAAUUCCUCAGUGUCACACCAAACUUCUGUUCCUUCCUCACUAGGAGCUUCUGUUUGAACAUGAAGAAAGUAGUACUUCUUCUCAGCCACAAACAUUUCUUAUUCCCCUUCCUAGUGUUUGGCAAAACUUAGUACAUGGUCUGGUCUGCACAACAAGGUGACUGCAAACACAUUCAUUUUGUCUUCAGUGAACAAUUGUAUUCAUUUUUGUAUUCUCAGAGAACACAAAGUAGGAUGCAGUGGUUACAAGCCCAGCUGCACUACUCCCGAGAACUAGCUAAUUUAAUAAUCCAAAAGUCUUCUUUCAGUCUGAGCCAGUGCUAUGACAAACUCUUACUAGAUCUUGGGGCUAAGAGCCAUAAGCAGUGAGGCUGUAUUUGAAACAGGAACAGAAGGUGGGAUGUUACAUGUAAGGAACAAGCAGCAGCAGCGUAUCUGCCACCUGAAUAGACGCUAGCCCUGAGGAGUACUUAAGGGUUUGGUUUUGUCUGAAGGGAGGAUGGUCUAGAACAAGACAGGUACCACGCAGGGGAAGUUUCUUUUCUGUGUUCUUUGCCUCAGGCUCUGGUACUACAAAUGCUAGGUGGGAGCAUCUGCUUCCCAGUACCAAAGUUGCAUUAAAUCCAAAUGCUCAGGGCCUUCAUUUGUCAGUGGCACAAUUCAUUACCUGAAGCAAAACUGCUGCUCUCCAUCAGGGGCCUGGUCCUGCAGUCAUGAGAGAAACAAAAACUCAGCUCAAAGGUUUCUUUUGCAAGAAAUUGCAGAAUUCAGCCCCUGCUGUUUACAUCUGAACUACUCAAGGUGGGUGGGGGAUCUAGAGAAGCCAGUCAAGUCCUCACACUUACCCUAGUGCAAUGAGAUUAUUUAUUAGCUUAACUAAAGACUAAGCAGCCUUUUAAGAGAAGAGUUCUACUUGCAGCCCUGAUUUUUAUCUCUUCCUUUGUAGUGUCUUUUAGCCAGUCACUAACAGGAACUGCCUAAUAUGAGUGACUGAAGAAGCACAAGUAAUGGCUUUCAGUUCAAAACUUAUGUUCCAUUCUUUCUGAUGUUAAUUCCUGAUACUGGUUAACCAUAUGUGUAAGUCUUGCCUGUGGGCAGUACUCACUCAAUGUCGUGAGCAUCAAAUGUCUAAUGCAGGAGGCUGGUGUUUGGAACCUAAGACAGAAUAUCCUGAAUGUCUAUUUUAGUAAUUAAAGCAUUUUUAACAGUA
This is a messenger RNA of Aptenodytes forsteri (emperor penguin), 5361 nucleotides long. RefSeq names its product ectonucleoside triphosphate diphosphohydrolase 5 (gene ENTPD5). Lineage: Eukaryota; Metazoa; Chordata; Aves; Sphenisciformes; Spheniscidae. Gene Ontology annotation, biological process: nucleoside diphosphate catabolic process. The record is from RefSeq and is a predicted model, not a curated record. The transcript has 14 exons. Gene Ontology annotation, molecular function: UDP phosphatase activity; GDP phosphatase activity. The coding region runs from base 176 to 1696 and encodes 506 amino acids. Gene Ontology annotation, cellular component: membrane.